Messenger RNA from Staurois parvus, 399 nucleotides. The record is from the annotation of a GenBank genome assembly. Lineage: Eukaryota; Metazoa; Chordata; Amphibia; Anura; Ranidae.
GCCAUUCAAGUUGUUCCGGCUCCUCCCCUUCAGUCUUGCACAGGUGUACCGGCUCCUCCCCUUCAGUCUUGCACAGGUGUACCGGCUCCUCCCCUUCAGUCUUGCACAGGUGUACCGGCUCCUCCCCUUCAGUCUUGCACAGGUGUACUGGCUCCUCCCCUUCAGUGUUCCGGCUCCUCCCCUUCAGUCUUGCACAGGUGUACCGGCUCCUCCCCUCCAGUCUUGCACAGGUGUACCGGCUCCUCCUCUUCAGUCUUGCACAGGUUUACCAGCUCCUCCCCUUCAGUCUUGCACAGGUGUACCGACUCCUCCCCUUCAGUCUUGCACAGGUGUACUGACUCCUCCCCUUCAGUCUUGCACAGGUGUCCCGACUCCUCCCCUUUAGUCUUGCACAGGUGU